AGUAGUAGUUUAAACAUGAAAAAGAAAUACGAGGUGGUUCUCUUGCAUCCAUAUCCAUGAAGAUGUAUCUAUCCGACCAACCAUUACUCUAGAAAUUCCACAUAUCAUCUUCCCCAUAGGCCACAACCCAGAUUACAACACACUUCAUGGCUUCUUCCCGCGUUAUCUUCAACCUUACUCUCCCUUUUCCCUCCGAUGCGCCACCAAUUCCUUCCACAUGUCACUCUCUUUCUCUCUCACACUCCUUUCUCUUCACUACCCCAAAGAUCUUUUGCUCCAGUGCUCCGCGGCGCACGUGUGGUGUGGUGUACUCUCAUAUGACCAUGGAGGAGAAGCUCCCUGCCGAGAACCGAAUGCUCGUGUAUGUGCCUCCUCAUCCGUUGAUCAAGCACUGGGUUUCAGUUUUGAGGAAUGAGCAAACCCCUUGUCCUAUCUUCAGAAAUGCGCUGGCCGAGUUGGGAAGGCUACUUAUGUAUGAAGCUGCAAGGGAUUGGUUGCCCACUGUUUCUGGAGAGAUUCAAUCACCAUUGGCUGUAGCCUCUGUGGAAUUCAUUGAUCCAAGGGAGCCUCUGGCUAUAAUUCCAAUCUUGAGGGCAGGCCUUGCUCUUGCUGAACAUGCUUCAUCAGUCUUGCCUGCAACAAAAACAUACCAUCUAGGAAUAAGCAGAAACGAGGAAACCCUUCAGCCGACUAUAUAUUUGAACAAGUUACCUGAGAAAUUUGCCGAUGGAUGUAAAAUUUUUGUGGUUGAUCCUAUGCUGGCAACAGGUGGUACUAUGGUGGCUGCUCUGAACCUCUUAAAGGAUCGAGGAGUUGACAACAAGCAUAUUAAAGUGAUAUCUGCUGUUGCGGCUCCUCCGGCUCUUCAAAAGCUAAGUGAGCAGUUUCCUGGGCUUCAUGUCUAUACUGGAAUAAUUGAUCCUGAAGUUAAUGAAAAAGGGUUCAUAAUUCCAGGCCUUGGAGAUGCAGGGGACCGGAGCUAUGGUACAGAUCCAUGAAAUAUUCAUCUUCAUACUUCUUGGGUGCCAUAUUUUUCAAUUUUUGAGGCCUAAAAUUGGUCACUAGUUUUUCGGAUGGAUAGUAGGUUACAAUUUAAUGGCACUCUUUUGGUUACAUAGAUGUGUCAUUAUACUUCAAAGUUGAAUAAUUUUUUCCUCUCA
Vigna angularis (adzuki bean) is the source of this 1160-nucleotide messenger RNA. RefSeq names its product uracil phosphoribosyltransferase. Gene Ontology annotation, biological process: uracil salvage. Gene Ontology annotation, molecular function: uracil phosphoribosyltransferase activity. NCBI's taxonomy places the organism in Eukaryota, Viridiplantae, Streptophyta, Magnoliopsida, Fabales, Fabaceae. The record is from RefSeq and is a predicted model, not a curated record. The transcript is spliced from 12 exons. The coding region runs from base 147 to 998 and encodes 283 amino acids.